Messenger RNA from Sabethes cyaneus, 690 nucleotides. RefSeq names its product zinc finger protein 768-like. NCBI's taxonomy places the organism in Eukaryota, Metazoa, Arthropoda, Insecta, Diptera, Culicidae. Bases 1 to 690 code for a protein of 229 amino acids. The record is from RefSeq and is a predicted model, not a curated record. The transcript is spliced from 2 exons.
AUGCUGAAAGACAAAAGACAGGAGGACAAUGGGCAAUGGACAAUCGAUAAAAAAGCCGAAAGUCGAAAAUUGAAAGCCAAAAGCCGAAAGUCAAAAGUCGGAAGCCGAAAGCCGAAUACCAACAGCCGAAAGCUGAAAGCCUGCUUAGCCAAUAGCCGACAACUAGAGAUGGGCGAACGGCUCACGAGCCGUUCAAAUGAACCGAUUCACGAAAAAGAACGUUCAAACAAAUGGCUCUUGAAAAAGAACCACGGUUCCUCAAACGCACCCGAAGGCGGCACGAAGUUUGCAGCAAAUGAACGGUUCGCAACCGCUCACACAAAAGAGCCGUUUUGCCCACCUCUGCCGACAACCGAAAGUCAGAAGCCGAAAGUCAGAAGCCGAAAUCCGAAAACCGACAGCCAAAAGCCGAACGCCGACAGCCAAAAGCCAAACGCCAGAAGCCGAAAUCCGAAAACCGACAACCAUAAGCCCAAAGCCGAACCGAAAACUGAAAGCCGGAAGCUGAAAGCCGAAAGCCCAAAACCGAAUGCCAAAAGCCGAAAACCGACAGCCAAAAGGCGAAAGCCGAACACCGAAAGCCGAAAGCCAAACGUCGAAAGCCGGAAAACGAACCGCCGAAAGCCAAAAGUCGAAAACCGAAAGCCGGAAACCGAGCCCCGAAAGUCGAAAACCGAAUGCCGAAAGUAG